UGCUAGAUCGCAGGCGCAUUUGCAUAGUGGACAACAUGGCGGACAUUUGGAUAGAACACUGUUGAUGUGCAGUACAAAGCGCGACAUACUUAGUUUCUUUAGCUUUGAUGCCUCUCCUACGACAGUAAUUAACAGAGAGAGUUUCUUGGUCAUUUGCGAGGUCAUUCGUCUUGGCAAACAUCAUUGUUUCAAUGUUCCCCAUACGAAGUAUAAGUUAUUGAUGAAGUCAUCAUACAAAGAGCUCGAAGCCCAAUGCUCUUCUCCAAGCGAAAACAUGCUCAGCUAUAAGCUACGGUCGUACUCUUACAAAGUGAAGAUUUGGUUAACAAGCUGUAAGACAUUAGCCGCUAUGAUGAUAGCAUUACUUUUAUUGGGACUUGUCUCAAGAAGCUUAGGGGACUUUAGUUUAUCAAAUAUGUACUCCUUUCGCGAGAAACCCACAGUAUCGUAUCCAAUGGCUUCUCUUCAACAUGGCAUCAUGUUUGAUGCUGGAAGCACUGGCAGUAGAAUACACGUAUUUUCAUUCAGAAAACUACCAGAUGGUACACUUAGCCUAGCUAAUGAAGUCUUCAAACAAGUUAAACCUGGACUCUCAGCAUUUGCAAAUAACCCUAAAAAGGGAGCAAAAACAAUAUAUGAUUUACUACAGAAGGCAAAAGAUGUCAUACCUGUUCAUCAGUGGCAUGCCACCCCUGUGGCCCUCAAAGCGACAGCAGGUUUGAGACUUCUCCCAGUCAAAUCUGCCAAGCAUCUUUUACAUGAGGUAUAUGAAGUGUUCAGUGCUUCUCCUUUCAAUAUCCCUGCCCAUCAGCCCCACUGUGUGUCAAUCAUGGAUGGAUUGGAUGAGGGCAUCUUUGCUUGGGUCACUGUCAAUUUUCUCACAGGAGGCUUUCACAAGAGUGUCAACUCAUUGAUGGGGGCUCUUGAUCUUGGAGGGGGAUCCACACAAGUCACCUUUCAUCCUCUUAUAAAGGCCACGGUGUCUCAGGCUCCUAAAGGUUUCAUUCAGUCAGUUGGAGUAUUUGGUAGUAAAUAUAUUCUUUAUUCUCACAGCUAUCUUGGGCUGGGACUUAUGUCAGCAAGAGGCGCUAUCAUGGCUCAGGGAAACUAUAUGUUAGACUCUCAGGGAGAGAAUGUUAGUCACACGCCUUGUCUUCCUGUAAAUCAAGAAGGCACAUGGAGCUUCGGAGGCCAAACACACAAAGUCAGGGGGCAUUCAAGUUAUAGCUUCGAAUUAUGUCUAAAUCAUGCAAAGAAUUUGGUACAGAAAGUUAACAAGAAUGAUGAGAUGAAUCAGAGGACUUUUUACACAUUUUCAUAUUACUAUGACCGUGCUGUCGAGCUAGGCUUGAUAGAUGAGAAAAAUGGAGGAAUUAUAUCUGUGGAAGACUAUGUUAAAAAAACGAAAGAAGUUUGCUCGUCGACCGAGCUAAGAUCGAAUCCCUUGCUGUGCAUGGACGCCACUUACAUCAUCGCACUACUGAUGGACGGGUAUGGCUUCAAGCAGGACCGCCAGUUGAUUUUGCGGAAGAAGAUAGAUGGUGUGGAACUAAGCUGGGCGCUUGGUGCCACUCUCGACAUGUUUGAUCAGCGUAACAAGAAGACGACCAAGAGCGCGUAGCUUGGGGUACCGCGACGAACCAUAUCGAAAUUUUAUGGACCUGUCCCAUAUGCAAUGUAGAUAUAUUUAGCUAGUAUUUAUGAUCAUGGCAGCCACUAGGAAUACAACAAUUUUUAAUAAUGAGAAAAGUGUUACAUCGCCUUGGGAAGAAUAAAGACUCACUUUUAUGAGAAUUUGGUUGAAACGUCAGCUCUUGUGGACAUUGAUAUUUCGCGCACGCCCUAAUUCGCCUUUAUGUAUUUGAAUGGUAUUUUUGAAUUUCAGCGCGUUGGCGCGAAUAUCUCGACGUUCUGUAUUUUACAAACCUUAAAAAAAAAAAAGAAACAUCUGUACAUCUGUGUGUGAGGGAGGGGGUAGGUAAACAUUAUCUUUUUUCUUGAAUAAAAUGUCAUGCAACA
Molecule: messenger RNA, 2019 nt
Organism: Nematostella vectensis (starlet sea anemone)
Lineage: Eukaryota; Metazoa; Cnidaria; Anthozoa; Actiniaria; Edwardsiidae
Product: nucleoside diphosphate phosphatase ENTPD5
Exons: 13
Coding region: 65-1621 (518 amino acids)
Biological process (GO): nucleoside diphosphate catabolic process
Cellular component (GO): membrane
Molecular function (GO): GDP phosphatase activity; UDP phosphatase activity
Source: RefSeq, a predicted model, not a curated record